Staurois parvus is the source of this 213-nucleotide messenger RNA. The record is from the annotation of a GenBank genome assembly. Lineage: Eukaryota; Metazoa; Chordata; Amphibia; Anura; Ranidae.
UGGUCGGAUAUCUAUAACCGUAGUAAAUGCCAACCUCGAUGGGUCCUCCUGAAUCUCCUCCGUGAGUUUCCCCAGUUUUCAGAAUUCCUCUUCAAGCCAGCAUGUGUGUCAGUCCAGCGCUGUGCCGGAUGCUGUUUGGAUGAAGCUCAGAGCUGCUUUCCCUUGCAGUCACACAUUGUAAAAAUGGAGGUGAUUAUUACUGAUCAGGUUUAG